AUGUUUAGUACUAAAUUAAAUCGAUUAUUAUGGUCAGUAAGACCAUGUGUUCGUCUAAACACAAAUAAUGCAACGAAUUCAUUAAAUAAUAACCUUGAUAAUAAACCUACAACACAAACAACAAAUGAAAAUGGAAAUAUUCGAUAUGUACCUAUAGUUGAAAAAGUUAUUCGUGAUAAACAUUUGGCUAAUAUCACUGUUACUUCGUUUUAUUGUCAAACUGCUAUUGAACAAUACGCUGCCAAGCAAUCAACUCGCCUUACACCAUUAACAAUGAUGUAUAUUGGGAAAACAGAAGAUGAUACUCAUCUUUUAAGAUCAGCUCAAUAUCUUCAUAGAGAUUUACCUAUUCGUUUUGCACAUCGAAUAGAUGAUUUUCGAAAUCUACCAUUUGUUGUUGCUUGCAAUCCUCUUUUAUUAGAAUUGCACGAGCGAUUUAUCAAAAUCUUUCAUACACUACAUACAUUUCCACCAAUUAAAACCCGUGAACAAGAGAAAGAUUUUACUGAACUACUCAAAAAUACACUUAGUUGUACUUCCGAUACAUUACCAUUAUUAGCCGAAGGUUUUCGUGAAUCAAAAAGACACAUAAAACAAGAAACUCUUGUACGCAAUUUUCUUGAUCGUGCUUUGACUUCUCGAUUGGCUAUUAAAAUGUUAAUUGAACAUCAUAUUGCAUUACGCAAAGAUAAACCAAAUUAUAUUGGUGCUAUUUGUAUGAGUUUUUCACCUACAAAACUCGUUGAAUCAGCAGCUGAAUAUGUCAAGAAAGUAUGUCGUUCGGAAUAUGGUGUUACUCCUAACGUUAAAAUUGAUGGUCAUGUACAUAGUACAUUUCCAUAUAUUGCUACACCAUUAAAUUAUAUUAUACCUGAGAUGUUGAAAAAUGCAUUUAGAGCUACUGUCGAACAUCAUAGAAAUUCAAAUAGUGAUUUGCCAAGUGUUGGUGUUACAAUUGCUGUUAAUGAAGAUGAACUUGUUUUUCGAAUAAAAGACCGUGGUGGUGGUAUGCCACGAUCAUUACUUGAUAAAGUAUUUGAUUAUCAUUUUUCAUCGAGUCAUUCAGCAGAUAAUGCUGGGUCACUUUCUUAUACUGAUUUUGAAAGUCAUUUAUAUGAUCAACUAGUUACGAGAGAUAAUACUAAUAAAAUAAGCGGAUAUGGUUUUGGUGUGCCAACAUCACGUGCCUAUUGUGAAUAUUUAAAUGGUUCAUUAACAAUUGAAACAAUGUAUGGAAUUGGUACUGAUGUUUAUGUACGUGUUGGACUUUUAACAUCAGAAAAACGCAUUGUACGAUUGUAA
Rotaria sp. Silwood2 is the source of this 1302-nucleotide messenger RNA. NCBI's taxonomy places the organism in Eukaryota, Metazoa, Rotifera, Eurotatoria, Philodinida, Philodinidae. The record is from the annotation of a GenBank genome assembly.